UUUCCGGCAUCGCCGUUGUGUAGGUGAGCGCUGAGCAACAAUCAUGGCGGCUCCCGAUAGGAAGCAGGUUUUCAAGUUUAUCAGCCAGUUAGGAGCGUUUAUUUUGACCCGGUUCGGGUUUUGGAACUGCUUCUGUAUGUUGAUGCUGUUUGCUGAGCGAGCGGAUUCAAAAAGGAAGCCAGACAUCCAUGUACCAUAUCUAUAUGUGGAUAUGGGGGCUGCAGUGAUCUCUGCCAGCUUCAUGUCAUUUGGAGUGAAGAGGAGGUGGUUUGCAUUGGCUUCUGCAGUUCAGCUCGCUAUCAGCACGUAUGCAUCAUAUGUUGGAGAGCAGGUGCACUACAGUGACUGGCUGAAGGUACGAAUGUAUUCCAGAGCUUUGGCUAUUAUUGGAGGAUUUCUGGUUCUGGCCAGCGGAGCAGGGGAGGUGUACAGACAGAAAGCUCGCAGCAGAUCCCUGCAGUCGACAGGGCAGGUUUUUCUGGGAGUCUAUCUCAUUUGCAUGGUGUACUCCCUGCAACACAGCAAAGAAGACAAGCUUGCCUAUCUGAACCACAUCACUGGAGGAGAGAUCACUCUGAUGCUGCUGGGGGUGCUGUUUGGGGUGCUGGCUCUGGCCUUCCUCUCUGGCUGCUACAUCCGUCUGGCCGCUCAGAUCCUGGCCACUGUGCUUCCUCUGGUGGUCCUGCUUAUUGACGGUAACCUGGGAUACUGGCACCACACUCGCAAGGUGGAGUUUUGGAACCAGAUGAAGCUGAUUGGACACAAUGUGGGCAUCUUUGGCGCUGCACUGAUCCUGGCUACCGACGGCUGAGACCCGAGGUUCUCACAAACGACUUGAACUAACAGUUGUGCUCACAUGCACAGGAUGAGAUUGUUGGCCUUUACUCUUUGUCACUCCCUGACUUUGCACUCAAAGUUGCUGUGACUCCUCAGGAUUCAAACUCUCCAAGCGGAGAUGGGUGGAUGUAAGCCACAAUGAUUGUUUUUACCCACCUGAUGGUAAAGUAUUGCAAGAAAAAUAAAAAUCCAAGCUUUCCUUUUUGCAAUUUCAUAAUUUAUUUGGAUGCAUGUUGACAUGUUGUCUGUUAUGCUUUGAAAUGUGACUGACUGUACUGUAAAGCUGCAGGAGAAAUGUUUUGUUGCAAAACUUAGUCUUAAAUUUAUGGUUCAAAUAUUUGACUAUUAAAGGGAAAUUUAGUUUGUGACACUGCUAAUAAAAUCAGAUUACUUCUGUUCCAAAUAAACACUUAUUUGUUGCAUUGCUUAUAAUUGCUGUAUUCACAUAGGUCUAUGUAGGUUUUCGUUAAGUAUAUAGGGUUCAUAUUUUGUAUGAAAUAACAGCACAAGAUACUGAAUUGUUGUUUUUUUAAUCCGAGUAUCUUGUCUGGUUCAAAGCUGUUGCAAAUAAAAUCUCCUGUGCUUUU
Solea senegalensis (Senegalese sole) is the source of this 1424-nucleotide messenger RNA. It is a transcript of the gene tmem101, whose product is annotated as transmembrane protein 101. Gene Ontology annotation, biological process: positive regulation of canonical NF-kappaB signal transduction. The coding region runs from base 44 to 811 and encodes 255 amino acids. The record is from RefSeq and is a predicted model, not a curated record. The transcript has 4 exons. NCBI's taxonomy places the organism in Eukaryota, Metazoa, Chordata, Actinopteri, Pleuronectiformes, Soleidae.